Priapulus caudatus is the source of this 641-nucleotide messenger RNA. RefSeq names its product retinoic acid receptor RXR-gamma-like. The record is from RefSeq and is a predicted model, not a curated record. The transcript is spliced from 3 exons. The coding region runs from base 96 to 641 and encodes 181 amino acids. Gene Ontology annotation, biological process: cellular response to corticotropin-releasing hormone stimulus; regulation of transcription by RNA polymerase II. Gene Ontology annotation, molecular function: RNA polymerase II cis-regulatory region sequence-specific DNA binding; zinc ion binding; DNA-binding transcription factor activity, RNA polymerase II-specific. NCBI's taxonomy places the organism in Eukaryota, Metazoa, Priapulida, Priapulimorpha, Priapulimorphida, Priapulidae. Gene Ontology annotation, cellular component: nucleus; transcription regulator complex.
CUUGCUCUGUGUCGGCUGCUAGCACCUCAACCCUUUAGCUGCUGCGAGCGCGAGUGUGUGCGCGCCGCUCCCUCCCUCCCCGCGAUCUCCCUCCGAUGUGCAAGGUGACGGCUUCUUCAUCCUCCUCAUCCUCAUCCUCCGGGCAUCCCUCUGCCUCCGCGCGGAAAUCGCAUCACUACUACUACCAUCGCCGUCACUACUACUGCCAUCGUCACUACUACUGCCGCCGUCACUACUGCUACUGCUGCUGCUGCUGUUGUUGUGGUUGUGAGACUAUGAAGGUGUGCGCGUGGCAGAAACUGAGACGCUGCGUGUGUUGUUGCAGCUGCGAGGGAUGCAAGGGCUUCUUCAAGCGCACCGUACGCAAGGAUCUGAAGUACUCGUGUCGCGAGGACCGCAACUGCAUCAUAGACAAGCGUCAGCGCAACCGCUGCCAGUACUGCCGAUACCAGAAGUGUCUCGCGAUGGGCAUGAAAAGAGAAGCCGUGCUGGAGGGAGCGACAGCGCGUGAGGAGAAGAACAGAGAACGAGGUGGAAGAGCACGACGAACCCGAACUCGAGAUGCCAUCGAGGCAGAUCCUCGAGCCGAGCUGGAGUGGUCGCCACCGAUGCCAUUAGCUAAACUUGAAGCCAUCUGGUAA